Molecule: messenger RNA, 2340 nt
Organism: Histoplasma capsulatum G186AR
Lineage: Eukaryota; Fungi; Ascomycota; Eurotiomycetes; Onygenales; Ajellomycetaceae
Product: fungal specific transcription factor domain-containing protein
Exons: 3
Coding region: 1-2340 (779 amino acids)
Biological process (GO): DNA-templated transcription
Molecular function (GO): DNA binding; zinc ion binding
Source: RefSeq, a predicted model, not a curated record
AUGCAAAAUCCAUAUUACCAACUGCCCGUGAUCCAAGCUCCGAAUAGCAGUGGCCCCUAUACUUCUCUAGCUGUUUCCUCACCGUCGUCAUCAUCAUUAACUUCCGGUCCUCAGUUGCGGUCAACCGCUUCAGCUGCUUCAAGCAGAGCGUCAAACGGAUUGAAAAUAUCUCAUCUAAUAUAUGGCUCCGGGCAACAUGAUCCGGAAUAUUCACGUCCAGCCAUGACAUAUCCUCACUCACAGGAGUCUUUGUUGGCUUCGCCAGCAGAAAGCUCAGGGUUGUUUCCAGAAAGUCGCCACCAAAAUGAGGCUGUCUCAGGACUUCAUAUGGUUGCCAUCAACCAGCAGCCUCAUAAAAGAGCAUAUAGGCAAAGGCGGAAGGACCCAAGUUGCGAUGCGUGUCGAGAACGAAAAGUAAAGGUUCAAGAUCUCGAACGGCAGUUAAUCCAAGCAAAACAACAGCUCUGCCAGCUUCGUUCAGGAAUUCCUAAAACUGACAGCUUGAUGGAUCCAGCUUUUGACUUGCAUGAGGAUACUCCAAGAAUCCCGGAAGUUGGACAGCGCCCACAUCGCCUCAAUAAUAGCUCCAACAUCAAUCCACCACCGUCCCACGUUCGUUGGAAAAUGCGAACUUACGGCCAGGGACUCAUCAACUUCCCACCAGCUUCCCCAUUUACACAUCCUCAAAUAUUGCUGACUCGGGAUGUGCCCUCUCUCCCUCCAGCAACCAUUGUGGACACGCUCCUGGAAAAUUAUUUUUCCCACUUGCACCGCGUGUUUCCCAUUGUACACUGGCCGACGUUUCUGAGUGACAACGAUCGUGUCUCCCGCAUUGGCUCUUUCAGUGGAGCUCCUAGAGAAUGGGUGGCAAUGGUGUUUGCAAUGCUUGCUUGCGGCUCUUUACAUUCUCUUGACCAAGAAUUGGUGUUAAAGGGGAAAGAUUUCCUCCAAACUAGCGUCAGUCUUAUUGAUGUUUGGCAGGACGCGUUUUCUCUAGACCAAGUUCGCACUGUGAUGCUGAUUAGCAUCUUCUUGUAUGAAACGAAUUUGAAAUCUGCUAGUUGGGUUUGGCUGGGCUCUGCUGUGAAGAUGGCCCAAGAUCUAGGAUUGCACAUUGAGUCUGGCUGCUCAUCAAUGGAAGCUGAGCUGAGAAAACGAGUUUGGUGGGCUUUGUAUGCGUGGGAAAGGUCAGCUCGGUAUCAACUUGCACUUGUGGUCAUUGAAACAGGCAGACCUUUAACGAUACAUGACGAAGAUUGCGACGUUGAGCUUCCCUCCGCCAAUGAACAACUUACUAACGGAGGCCCAUUACCGCAUGACGAGAAGCCUACCUUUCUCUUAGCCAUCUCUCAUGUCAUGCGUGCUGUAUCUCAACUAACAAAGAGUUUAAAGGCGCCGAUGAUCUCGGCUGAUACGUUAGAGGCGUUCGAACGACAUUUCAGGAUGUGUUUGGAAACGUUCCCAUUGGAUUACCGAAUGGAAGCGAAUCAUUACCUAGAUCCUCGUUCACUACCUCCCAUUAUAUUUCUGCAGAACACUCGACUUAUUCUCCACCGCCACAACCUUUCUCCACGUAGCUCAAUGGAGGUACGGCACGUCGCUCUUGGGCGUUGUCUAGCCAUUGCCCGUGACACUGCCUGCUUGCUCUCCAGAUGUAUGCGUUUUCCGAACAGUGCGAAAGCUGCUUUUAAUUGGAGAUAUCUUAUAGCGGGUGCAGCAACAACAAUAUUAUGUUGUCACAUAUGGCGCUGUACUCUAAUUUUGCUUUUACGGGGUGACUAUGCUGGCGCCCUUGUUUGCGUCCAAGUAAGUGCUGCGAUAGGCGAUGGAAGACCGGCAAAUGCUGCUUGCGGCCGCUAUGUUGCAUUUUUCCUCAAAAUUUUACUGGAGAAGGCACAGAGGAACGGCGUUACAAACCAAGAUCACGAUGAGGAAAUUAUAGCUUAUGUUUCCGGCGAUCUUCAAGGCCGAAUAAGUGGCAGCUGGAUAUGGCAAACCGACGAGAAUGAACCUCCUUCAGCCAUUACUCCACCGCAAUCCUCAUCUUCAUCGAAAGCGUCCACUCUUGGGAGGCAAUUCGUUGAUGGUGUUCGAAAUGGUGCUACUCCGGAUGUCCCAGAAAAGGAAUGGGAGGGAUGGGGGUGGAUUGAACAGACAAUCCAGUUCCUCCUAACGGAACAACAACGACAAACCGUCAUUGUUGAGACAAAAGAUAAUGAAACCCGAUUUUCAGGUCCUGUUAGGCCAAAUGUACCUUCCAAUCGUCCCCCCGAAAAUACCAGUCCAGUUCGCAAUAGCCCAACUAGUCACUCACUGAUGACAAUUGCCAACAUUAUAUGA